Molecule: messenger RNA, 1985 nt
Organism: Mus pahari (shrew mouse)
Lineage: Eukaryota; Metazoa; Chordata; Mammalia; Rodentia; Muridae
Gene: Dusp15
Product: dual specificity phosphatase 15
Exons: 7
Coding region: 173-883 (236 amino acids)
Biological process (GO): protein dephosphorylation; transforming growth factor beta receptor signaling pathway; regulation of cell population proliferation
Cellular component (GO): cytosol
Molecular function (GO): protein tyrosine/serine/threonine phosphatase activity
Source: RefSeq, a predicted model, not a curated record
UCAGCGGACAGCAGCGGCGGCGGCUGGACAGAGCUGAACAGGGUCGCGGACACCGGACCCCUGGCUCCCCAUCAGGCUACAGGCUCCGGGCCUGGGCCAGUCGGGCAGCUUUGAACCUAGCGCUUUGAAGGCGCUGAGACAGGGGUGCGCCCCACCACCCUGCCUCAGGAUCAUGGGGAAUGGCAUGACCAAGGUACUUCCUGGACUCUACCUUGGAAACUUCAUUGAUGCCAAAGACCCGGAUCAGCUGGGCCGGAAUAAGAUCACACACAUCAUCUCUAUCCACGAAUCACCCCAGCCCCUAUUGCAGGAUAUCACCUACCUUCGAAUCUCAGUGUCUGAUACUCCUGAGGUACCCAUCAAAAAGCACUUCAAAGAGUGCGUCCACUUUAUCCACUCUUGCCGCCUCAACGGGGGUAACUGCCUUGUGCACUGCUUUGCAGGUAUAUCUCGAAGUACCACCAUAGUGAUCGCCUAUGUGAUGACGGUGACUGGACUUGGCUGGCAGGAAGUGCUGGAAGCCAUCAAAGCCUCCCGGCCCAUCGCCAACCCAAACCCGGGCUUUAGGCAGCAGCUCGAGGAGUUUGGCUGGGCAAACUCCCAGAAGCUUCGCCGGCAGCUGGAGGAGCGCUUCGGGGAGAUCCCGUUCCGCGACGAGGAGGACUUGCGCGCGCUGCUGCCUCUCUGCAGGCGCUGUCGCCAGGGCUCGGCGACGUCGGCAGCGUCGGCCACCACAGCGUCCUCGGCCGCUUCCGAGGGGACCCUGCAGCGCCUGGUGCCGCGAUCGCCGCGGGAUUCACACCAGCCGCUGCCGCUGCUGGCGCGCGUCAAGCAGACUUUCUUCUGCCUCCCGCGGUGCCUGUCGCGCAAGGGUGGCAAGUGAGCUCCGUGUCCGCUGCUCCGCCCGUCCUGACGCCGCAGCCUUCGCGGGCGGCCGGGGCUUCCCGCGGCUGGGACGCACCCAAAGCCCGUGGGAGCCUCGCCCCUGCCCGUACCCACCACGCUUGUCUGCGUCUGUCCUCAGUGUCCGCUCUGUGAGUCUGUGUACGGCCGGUCUGCUGCAAACCACCUGGUGCCUUAGUCCGUGGACUCGAGAGAAGGGUCCUGGUCCUCCACCCCCACAGGCGGGGAGCAGGAGGGAGGGUCGGGUGGGGCGGAUCGGCCUGGAGGAGAUUAAAGAGACACAGAAGUUGCCUGGCCCGGUGCCUCUGGUCAUUCCGCAGAGCUUGGGCUCCAGGGCCUGCGGGAAGCAGGGCAGGGACAACUUCCAGGGGCCCUGGGAAGCGCCAUUCUCCACCAGUCUUCAGAGCUGAACUCCAAGACCACGCCCUUCUUUGAUGCCAGCCCAUCCCCCUCCAUCUCUCCAGAGGCCUGGACUCCUGACACCACCACCCUUGUGCCCCUUUUCUCUAGACCCUUCACCUCUCCGAAGCCCCUUCCUCUUCUCCAGUUCUCCUUCCCUCUCUGCACAGAUAACUGGUCAGUGUGGUCCAAUUGGUGGCGUUACCUUCACAUCAUCCUUUACUGUCUGAGAUGGCUUUAUCCUCAGGGAGAACACCCAGGCAGCUGGCCCAAGGGCACACAGCAAGGGCAAGUCAUUCCCAGUUGUGACAGUAGAGAGGAAACACCUCCUAGUGUGAAGGUUCCUGGAGAGAAAGACCUCGCAGAGUGCGAGAUUUUUUUUAAGGUUACCAAGCCAAUAAAACAGUAAGUAACCCUAUGGGUGAACAGAGGAGUGUGUCAUCAGAGCUGCUGACCUGAAAGAGCUCAAGUAGAUGCUUGGGGCUUCGUGGCUGAUGGGGAGGCAGAGAUCUCAGCACUGAGUUGAACCAAUGGUGAAAUGACCACACCAGCCUCUAAUUCUCCACUCACUCAAGUGUUCACACCGUGUGCUAGGCACUGUGCUGGGCCCUGGGGCUACCACAGUGAGCAAAGCUCUGCCUGUACGCUGCUGCUGACAUUCUAGGGAAGACACCAGAUAAAAG